Suillus fuscotomentosus is the source of this 714-nucleotide messenger RNA. RefSeq lists its product as uncharacterized. The record is from RefSeq and is a predicted model, not a curated record. The coding region runs from base 1 to 714 and encodes 237 amino acids. NCBI's taxonomy places the organism in Eukaryota, Fungi, Basidiomycota, Agaricomycetes, Boletales, Suillaceae. The transcript is spliced from 8 exons.
AUGCAUCAGGGAAUCUCAGUCGUCACGUGGUUCAGGCUGAGUCGAAAUCACCCACUUGCAACGGUGCAAUAUGACAACUCCGGAGCUUCAGCGAUUUCCAAGUUGCACCCGCAACCAGAUGCAGAUGAAACGACUCUCGCCAAGCUAGGAUUCAAGCAGGAGUUUUACAGGGAAUUCACUCCGCUAGAGCUUUGUUGGAGUAGCUCCUUCAAUAGCUUCUGUGCUCUUCUAUGCAAUACCAAACGGUGGGCCUUUCGCGAUGGUUUGGGGUGUAAGCUUUCAUCACACGUGAGGAUUCCUACAUCUCACUUUCCCUCUGCGCAAUGGGCAUUUGCUUGCCCCUUUAUCAUGUGCAUUGGGAUGGCGAUGGCAGAGCUCGCAUCACCAGCACCUACUUCUGGCGGCCUAUACUAUUGGACUUACUCUCUUGCCUCUCCACGAUGCCGCAAUUUUCUGUCGUGGAUAGUUGGCUAUUCGAAUACCACAGGGAUUAUCACGGGAGUUGGUAAGACGGAUUUCGAUGACGGCAAGAACGAAGGCGAAGGCAUCGAUGAAGUUCAUCAGUCCUUUGUCUCUCAUUUGAUCGAUGAAAGGGAGGACGACAAGGGCGGUGAUGGUGAUGACGGCGGAGUCGAAGGCGAGGUCAUUGACAAUGAUGUUCAAAAGAGAAAGGCUUUUGUUUACCAUCUCAAGGACGAGAAGCGCUACAACUAG